GCAGUCAAGCUAGGUCAAGCCCGGCCAAACCAAUUUCUACGGUGGCGAUGAUCGUUGCGCUGCUGGCUGCCAGUGUCAAUGCCUCCUUACUAGUGUUGUUGUGUACUUACUGUUGUACCGAUGGGGAGCUCUGAAAUCGAUUUUAGUAUUGAAUCAGUUCCGCUAUUUUCAUGCUCCUGCUUGCUUUAGUUGAUUUACAGCUACCACCUUAAUUAAGUGUUCUUUUAAGGUUGUUGAAAGACAAACCGUUCAGAUGCCGUGUUGCCUUUGAUUCGAGUGUGAAGGAAGAAAGAUGUUUCAUCCUGUUCGUGGUGGUACACGCGGUGGCGCCGAUCAGUUUAACUGGGAAGACGUCAAGGAAGAUAAGUACCGGGAAAACUAUCUGGGGCACUCUCUUCGGGCGCCGGUGGGACGAUGGCAGAAAGGCAAGGACCUGACGUGGUAUGCCAAGGAGAAGCAACAGGCUGCUUCAACAUCAAGACAAAAUGAGGUGGCAGCUGCCAAGAAAGCCGAAGAGGAAGCCAUGCUGGCAGCAUUGGGCUUCGCCACACCAGCAAAACCAACACAUCAGCCACUAACCAAAGCGGAGGUGACUGAGGCACUGCGCAGAGGUGAUGACAGCAGAGAUGAGGGAGAUGCUGACCGGGUCUCAGGCGUGGGCACCAAUGCAAGAGGUGACUUCUGUACUCGUGGAAAGCGGCCAGCGGAAGGUGUGGAGUUCAUUUCCCAUGCAGCCACUGCUCGGGAUAGUCGCCAGGCAGAGAAAGAAGAGAGCUCCAGCAAGAAGCACAAGUCUGAACACAAGAAGGAGAAGAAAUCCAAGAAACACAAGAAAGAAAAACAUAAGAAGAAACACAAGCACCAAAGCCGGCGGUCUCCCAGUUAAUGCCCAGCACUCACACGUAAGGAUAAUGUUACCAACUUUAUGCCACAGUGCCGAACACAUGGUUUGUGCUGUGUAGUUUUUCGUAUCUGCAAAUACUACUAAGGGGACAAUGGUGGUAUCUUUUGGGAUGCCACCGUCGCUGUCGUCUGAAAUGUACGAGGAAUAAAAGUGUUUGAACGACGUG
Messenger RNA from Dermacentor albipictus, 1070 nucleotides. Its product is annotated as multiple myeloma tumor-associated protein 2-like. The record is from RefSeq and is a predicted model, not a curated record. Lineage: Eukaryota; Metazoa; Arthropoda; Arachnida; Ixodida; Ixodidae.